AUGGAUCUUAAUCUUAGUGAUGCUAUUAGUAAUGGUCCUAAUGAGAGACUAAAUGAGGAAGAUUCAACUGCAGAUUUUGCUCAUAGGACAAUUAAAGAUGCAAAUGUUUCAAUACCAGAAAAUCCAUUAUAUAAUGAUUUGAAUUUACCUGAUGCCAUUCAAAAUCCAUCUAAAGAUAUCAAUUUGGAUUCAGCUACAUCAAAAAAACUUCUUCAUAAAAAGUCGUUAAGUAUUUUUCAGUUAGUUAUCAUUAUUAUUUCUUUCCUUCGUUUUAAGAGAGCUCACUCUACUAAAUGGAAAGCUAAACGUGAGAGAGAUAGGUUGCAGAAGAUAUGGGAUAAUAGCAGUAAAGAGUUGAAAGGUAAUUUGGAAAAGGAAAUGCUAGACGUAAAAAACAAAAUGGAAGAUUGUGAAAAGAAACUGCUAAAAAAAAAAAAAGAAAUGGAACUGUGGGAAAAGGGAGUUCUAAGAGAAAAGGAAGUGUGGGAAAGGAGAACGCGAAAAGAAAAGCAAGAGUGUGGUGAGAGUAUGCUAAAACAAUUGGAAGAUUGGGAAAAGCGAGUUCUACAAAAAGGCGAAGAUUGGGAAAAAAGAAAGCUAAUAGAAAAGGAAAAGUUGGAAAAGGAAAUACUAAAAAAUAAGGAAGAGGGGGAAGAGAAAAUGCUAAAAAUAAUGAAAAAGUUGGAAAAGAAAAUUCUAAAAGAAAAGGAGAGUGGGUGGUUAAUAAAAGGCUUCAUUAAGCUUUUUGGUAAUAAAAAGAACUAG
This is a messenger RNA of Plasmodium gallinaceum, 765 nucleotides long. RefSeq names its product fam-i protein. The coding region runs from base 1 to 765 and encodes 254 amino acids. Lineage: Eukaryota; Apicomplexa; Aconoidasida; Haemosporida; Plasmodiidae. The transcript has 2 exons. The record is from RefSeq and is a predicted model, not a curated record.